This is a messenger RNA of Haliotis rubra (blacklip abalone), 1233 nucleotides long. Its product is annotated as transmembrane emp24 domain-containing protein 7-like. The record is from RefSeq and is a predicted model, not a curated record. Gene Ontology annotation, biological process: Golgi organization; intracellular protein transport; endoplasmic reticulum to Golgi vesicle-mediated transport. Lineage: Eukaryota; Metazoa; Mollusca; Gastropoda; Lepetellida; Haliotidae. The transcript has a single exon. Gene Ontology annotation, cellular component: COPII-coated ER to Golgi transport vesicle; endoplasmic reticulum-Golgi intermediate compartment; endoplasmic reticulum. Bases 184 to 849 code for a protein of 221 amino acids.
AAAGUUAUUGAAUUAUAGAAGCGUACAGGACACACUACGUGUGAAGUUGUCGUGGCAGACGACAUGCAAAAUUUCACUGGUCUUCUUGUGAUUAAAAGGGUGUGAUAUUUAUGAUAAACCUGAUCAGCUUGAAGAUUUAAUCACCCCUUUAUCUGCACAAUCUCCUACACCUACAAGCAGAAGAUGGAAUAUAGCUGUUUAUUCGUCGUGUGUGUUUUAUAUGCUUUUCUUACGUCGUCUGCUCUCGGGAAAAGAUACGUAGGAGGUGAUUACACGUUUGAACUGCCCGACAAGGAAAAGACGUGCUUCUCGGAAAUAUUCACAGACACUUCUAAGAUACUGUUUGAAUUUAAAGUGAUUCGAGGCGGAAACAACGAUGUGAAUGUCAGAGUGGUUUCUCCCACUGGGAAAAUAGUUUACAAACAAGAGAAAAUGUCUGGGGACAUUGUCACAAUGGAACCAACAUUGGGUGAAUGGAAAUAUUGUUUCAACAAUGAAUUUUCGUCCAUAUCUCAUAAGACAAUAUUCUUUAGUAUCCGUCCAUUCAAUGUGGACUCCCUUUCAAAGGAAGCUGGCGAAAAACAGGUCCCUACAGUCAAAGUCGCUGCUGAAAUGUCGAUGGACGAAAUUCAUGUCAUGAUGUCCCACGUCAAAGAAUUCCAAACAAGGUAUCGUCUGCGCGAAUCUAUAGGUCGCCAUAUUGCUGAACAACUUAACGGGCGCGUCAUGUGGUGGUCUUUAGCCCAAGCAGUUAUUGUAAUGCUAACAGGGUUUGGACAAGUUAUGAUCUUCAAGACAUUUUUCACUGAACGUAGGAAGUCAUCUAAACAAGGAGACGUCGAAAAAUGAACAGAACUGGACAACGGGGUGAAGGUCGUUAUUGAAACACCUGUGUUUAAACAGUGUAGAAUACCGGUAGCACUGUAGUUAGGCCCAUACCAUUUAGCUAUCACGUCAUGCCAUGUAAUAUGGUGCUUUCAUGAUGUAACUGGUUAACUGUUUGUAUGUUUGUAUGUGUAACGUUUGUGUAGAAUACCGGUAUUGUAGUUAAGCUCACCGGUAUCACUGUAGUUAAGCUCAUAUCAUUUAGCUUUCACCAACGUUUGUCAUAUGAUGUAAUGUGAUGCCAUCAUGGUGAAAUUGAUUAAUUCACAAGGUAAAUCAUUAACUGUUUGUUGUAUUGUAUGCUCAAAGUUUGUGUAGAAUAAACUGUAUGUGUGUAUGAUAUCAUGA